This is a messenger RNA of Aspergillus japonicus CBS 114.51, 309 nucleotides long. RefSeq lists its product as uncharacterized. The transcript has 2 exons. Lineage: Eukaryota; Fungi; Ascomycota; Eurotiomycetes; Eurotiales; Aspergillaceae. The record is from RefSeq and is a predicted model, not a curated record. The coding region runs from base 1 to 309 and encodes 102 amino acids.
AUGAAGCUCAUCGCCACCCUCAUCGCCACCACCCUGGCACUCGCCGCCUCCGUGCAGGCCGCGGACUGCACCAUGGGCUUGAACUACUGUUCCGGGGUCCUGGACGACGUCGACCCUAGAUACAAUGCGAUCAUGCGAAACUUGAUCGUACAGAGGAACGGCCAGCACUGGUGGACUGGUAUCUCCGAUACUCCGGACGACUACUUGUACCACUGCGAGAGUGGUGGCCAAAUCACCAUCGUCCAGGAUUGCCAAUGGGGGUGUGUCAAUGCGGGGGCAGGCUCGAGUGAUUACUGCAGAUGGGCGUGA